Frankliniella occidentalis (western flower thrips) is the source of this 5588-nucleotide messenger RNA. It is a transcript of the gene e(y)3, whose product is annotated as supporter of activation of yellow protein. The transcript has 14 exons. Bases 162 to 5189 code for a protein of 1675 amino acids. The record is from RefSeq and is a predicted model, not a curated record. NCBI's taxonomy places the organism in Eukaryota, Metazoa, Arthropoda, Insecta, Thysanoptera, Thripidae. Gene Ontology annotation, cellular component: npBAF complex.
GCUGAAUCGACAUAUACCCUACAUAUUCAGUUAACGGCGGACUGCGGCGGACGCUGAUAUGGCGUCGAGGCGGUGUUUUGAUUGACGUUAUUUUAUUGUUGUCUUAUCGUAUUCCACCUUCUGUCCUCUAUUUCACAAUUUUAAGCGAGAAAAACAGCACAAUGAGCACCAAUAGACCAGCAUUUGCCAAUUCGUUGGUAGCAAUGUAUGGCAGUAGCCCAGAAACUUCAGAUGAUGAAGACUCAGACUCCGGUCAUAAGAAGACUUCCAAACUGCCUCCUGAGAGCAAAGAAAAUUCUGUGGAUAACCCUCAAGAUGCUGAUUGUGUUUCUGAAGAGGCCAAAGAUUUGAAUCUUCCUCCAAGUGCUCCCGCUCUUGAAGAAAACACCUCCAACAAUCCUGACUCGAAGAUUUCUGACGCACUCUCUGAAGCAGAAGAAUCAGUUGAGGACUCUCCGCCUGUUGAAGUUGAAGGUGCUAAUCAACAGAGUCAAGAUAGAACAAUUCCAGAUAGUAGUGAUGUACAAAAUGUUGCAGUUUCUCGUGUAGUAUCUGAUGAAGACAAUGCACUCCCUGCAAUAGAAACAGUCAAGGCAGUUGAAGAUAGGCUACCAACCGACAGCGAGAGUAGUAUUGAAAAUAUCGCUAAGAAAGAUGAAGAUCUGGCAGAGGACACAUCUGAAAACAAGUUACCUAUGCCAGACACAUGUGGUACCUCUCCAGACACACCAGUUGAUAGUAAAGACCCUGAAGAAAAUAUUGAAACAUCUACUAAAAUAGAUACUUACCCUAAAGCCAUUACAGAAAUUUCACAAACUCUUAGUGCAUCUCCUAAUUCAGAAAUGUCUAGCGCAGAUGGCCCUGAACAUGAUGACAGAAAGGAUGGUGAAUCCUCUGCUGAUACUCCUAUCCUGAGCGACGGCAGCAAACCAGAACUAGCUAAUGCUAAUCUGUCUGCUGAUCCUUCUGUCUUGCCAUCUCUGGAAUCAAAUGAAGCAAAUGAAGAAAUAUUGCCCGCUUCAGUUGAUACUCAAAUUGUAUCGGAACACCUUAAGCCUGACAAAGAGUUAGUAACAACUCCAGGUGGUCGAAGACUAAGACAAGUUCGGCACCCAUCUGUCAAAGCUGCUGAAGCAGCUGCUGAUGCUGCAUUUGUUGCUGCUGUCACUCCAACCAGAAAAAACUUGAAGGAAGCAAAAAUAGCGAGUGCACGUGCCAAAGUAAGUGAUUCAGCUGAUGUCAAUAGUGUUUCAAAAAAAAAUCACUCUGGGUCUUCCUCAACAAAAACUCGAAAAGGUCGAUCUGCAAGUAGUGAUCGAAAAUCUCCUUUAGUUUUUUCUCUGAAAGAAGACAGCAACUCGCAUGAAAAAUCAAACAGUGAAGACAAUUGUGAUGAAGAGAAACUUUCUUCGAUAUCUGAAGAAAUUACAAGCUCUGAUGAUGCUGCUGAUGCUGAAAAUGAAACAACUCAAAAGAAAAGUACUACCAGUGAGUUAGAGAAACCUGUCGGUAUUAAAAUGAAGAUAUCAAGAGAGAGUGUGCAAAUUUUAGAUCCACAUAUGUCAAAAUUAGAAGUACAAAUUCCAUCAGAAACAACAGCACCUGAAUUCACAGCUUCUCCUGGCGGUACUAAAAGACUUUGGAAAUUGAAGGAGGGAACUAUAUCUCCGGUUCCUCCUCUCUCUCCCAUCACAUUGAAAAUUGCCAAGAGUAAGGAGGGGCUAGAAGUUGUCUCAACUGAUAAUUCCCCCCAAACAGUAUCCAGUGUUGAUUCAGAGGGUGGAAGAGUGGAGAAAAUAGAGAAAAUAACACUUAAACUUUCUCGAGAUGAAGGUGCAACUAUUGUGAAGCCAUGUGCUGACGAAUCUGUGGAAAACAGGCAAGAGAAACUUACUCUAAAACUAGUUAAAGGUGAACUUUCUAAUACAUUUUCUUCAGUGCAUAGCCAAGAUGAUGAUGACAAAAACAAACUUGAAAAGAUAACAUUAAAACUUUCAAAAGGUGAUGGUGCUUGUAUAGUGAAGAGAAAAGAAACAGAUGUAGUUUCCUCAUCAUCUGACCAAGAUACUGGCAAACUUGAGAGAAUUACUCUCAAGUUGUCUUCAGACAACAAUGUGAGCAUUAAACGACCUAAAGAUGUUGCUUCUCAACUAGAUCGUGGUGCAUCGGCUAGUCCAGAGCCUGGAAAAAUUGAGAAAAUUACUCUCAAAGUAUCAAAGCACGACAAUGUUUCUAUUGUGAAACCAUCAUCUCCCACACCAUCAUCUGUUAGCAUUGAGAAAUUAACUCUCAAGGUGUCAAAAGAUGGAACCGCUGCUGUUAGUGGUAAGUCACAUGAUGAACAUCCUAGGGAUGGAGAGGGCUCAAAACUUGAAAAGAUAACUCUCAAACUCUCCAAAGAUGAUGGUGUGAGCAUAGUUAAGCCAGCAUCACCUGUACUGGACAGAAAAACCUUAAAAUUGUCCAAGGAUGAACCACUUUCUCCCCUCUCCCCUCUGAUUAUUUCUAGGGGUGAAGAUGUUGAACCUCAGAAAGAACGAAUCACAUUGAAGCUCGCCAAAGCAGGUGGACAUCCAAGCCCUGUAGGUGUUAUUGAUGAACGCUCCAGCUGGUCAAUAAAAUCAACUGAUUCAGAUAACGUACCAUCACCUGUUACAUCAGAACCUGCCACUCCAAAAUCUAGGCCUAAGCGUACUUUGGCCGAUACAUUAGAGGGCCUAAGUUCUUCUAAACGAUUAAAGUUGUCAGAAGUUGGAAAGUCUGAUGAACCUGAAGUCUCUUCAGCCUACAGAGCACAAGAGAAAGAGGAUACUGAGCAUACAGAGGAGGAAAUAAUGGAUGUAACUUCACCUCAAAUGGAAUCAGAUCCUUUGGCUGAAGACCCUAUACCGGAGAUCAAAACUGAUCCUUCUGGUGUUUGUCCGAAGGAAGAUUCAAUGGAUGUCAUUCAGUUGGAUUCUGAAGAUUCUCAAGGUGCUCCUCCCCCAGUACCUGAACCAAGUGUUCCUGUUAUUGGCAUUGAAAGCGAAGUUCCUACUCCAAGGGGAAUGAAAAGGAAACCAAGAGGCCGUCCAAGAAAGUCAGUCUUGCCACCCGGUGCUGUACCUCCUAGCACACCUAUUGUUGAGGAAGCUCCAGUAACAACACCAACCAAAGCAAAACGAGAGAAGAUACGUGUGGAGCCUGUUGAAAGUGAUCGCCCUAAACGGUCCUGUAAGGGUAGAGAGAAGCCUCCUCCAAAGCCCCCUAAAGCUACAAAGCCUCGAGGACGUGCUGCUUUGAACAAACUUAAGGCAGAACAAAUAAUUCAGCCUGAAGAACCACAGUUGUUUGAAGAAGAAACAAGAAUGAGUGCUGAUCAAUCUGAGGCACCUGCUCCUGAUCCUUUGGUUUCUGUUGGAAGCUCUGCAAAUGGCUUAGUUCCUAAAGUAAUGGUCUCUAGGCUACCAGAGACACAUUUUGAUAGCACUGGUCCCAACACCACCAAUGAUGAGUCACAGGCAUCACAGGGUAGUGUUAGCUUGAUAUCUUCAACAACUGAAAGUACUCCGAACAGAGGAAACCGUAAAGGUCGCAUGGAAAUUGAUGUCGACCCACAAACGCAAGUUGAAUUCACAGUUGAUAUGAUUGCCGAAUAUGUUUGGCCUUUAAAUGAUGGUCAUGGGGAAACGUACAUGAUUCAAGAGCAAAUAUCAACCUACCUCGGUGUGAAAUCUUUCAAACGUAAAUAUCCAAACAUGCAAAGGCGUACUGUUGAUCAUGAUGAACGCCAAUAUCUAUUAGAAAGGCGUUUGGUUUCAGAAACUUUGUGUGAUCUUGGUCUCACCGCCUUACCUAGCCAUGAAGUAUUAGAUGUACUGUGUACUGAUUUUCCUGAAAAGUUUGAAGAAUAUCGACGAUACACUAGAGAAAAAGUUCAGCGAGAAUUUUCAAAUAAACAGAAAGCCAUGCUGGCUUCAGGAACCAAAGAAGACUCUAAAAGCAAAGCAAUGCGAAAUAUGGCAUCAUUCAAUUCCAUGCUUAAUCGUAGCAGAAGAGACCAGCGCAGAUGUUGUUUUGAUCUUCAAAGUUUUACUGUGCACUAUCCUGAAAAUAGGCGCCGAAAUAUGGGUGUUCCAAAUCCUCCACGUGUAGGACCAUACCCCUUGGCCCUUGUACCAGGCCAGUACACUGACUAUUACAAAGAGUACACUGCUGCUGAGCUUCGCUACUUCCCAGUCAAUACUGUACUUUAUGGACCUCUCUUGCCUCAUGAAAUGAUGAGAUCACGCACUGGUGGUAGUGAUGGUAGCCAGACAGAAUCAUCUGAGUCUAGUUCAUCUGAAAGUUCAAGCUCUGAUUCAGAUAGCUCUGGCAGUGAUUCUGACAGUGAUUCUGACACCUCUUCUGAAAGUGGGGAUGAUUCAUCAAGUCAGGUAGGCCAAGGUACAGUCGACAAUCAAGAGGAGGUUGUUGAUCGGCCAAAUGCAGUGUGCAGAGUCUGUAAUGGUGAUAAACUUAAAAACAAACUUGGCCGUCCUGAAGCACUCAUUCACUGUGCCAGUUGUGAGAAGAGUGGUCAUCUUUCUUGCCUUGAUUUAACUGUUGAUAUGAUGCCUCAUAUUCGAAAAUAUUCUUGGCAUUGCACUGACUGUAAGCUUUGUGCUCAAUGCAAUGAUACAGCAGAUGAGGACAAAAUGCUCUUUUGUGACAUGUGUGAUCGAGGGUAUCACAUAUAUUGUGUUGGUUUAAGAAAAGUGCCAGAGGGUAGAUGGCAUUGUAAAGAAUGUGCUCUUUGUGCUUCAUGUGGAGCCAGAGAUCCUGGUGGCACUGAAGAACACCAAGCUAUUCAGAAUUUAACAGCACAGGAUUCUCCAACAAAAACAGCUGAGCCUCCCCAGUGGCAACAUGAGUUCAAAAAAGGUGAUAAAGGGACACGAGUCUACGUCCGUACACUUUGUGUGCCGUGUUCAAAGUUGUGGCGAAAGGGACGCUAUUGUCGUCUUUGCUGGAAAUGCUUUACCGAUCAGCCUGAGGAGGAAGGGCUUAUCAACUGUUCUAUCUGUGAUCGCUGGAUGCAUGCGGAAUGUUGCCGUAAAGCUGGUCGAAUAAUCGAUGUAGAGAAAUUGAGUAGUUACAUUUGCGAACUUUGCCAGCAGAAAGGAGCUCGCGUUUCAGUGAACAAAUCACCAUCAAAGGUGUUGCGCUAAUAAGAUUUUUAUAUUAAGGUUUACGUUGUAUAGCUUUGAUUUACCUAUUUUAGUUUUGAAAUAGAAGUAAAGAAAAAUAAAUAUGCAAGUGCCCAUGUCAAAUUUUUUAAGUAUAAGUGGAAUAUGUUUUAAUUUCACCUGCACAAUAUUAUUGUUGUACAAUUGUAACGGUAAUAUUCAUGCAAUUUUAAGCUGUUAUUCAUUGACAUUGUGUUGCGUUUACUUUUGUAAAUACCUCUUAUUGUUUCACUGCUUUAAUUUUUUUUAUUCCAAUGAAAUGUAAUUCCUGACUAGUAAUGUACCUGGUUUUUGACAAUUGGUUCCCCAACCAGUAUACUGUGCAACUUGUCAAAGCCUGGUCACGAAUAAGAAACUAUCAAGAAAAUUUAGAUGCAUAAA